GGGCGUUGGAACUCAGAAGAUAGCUAGACACGAACUUGUUUCCUGUACUUCGCUCUAUCACUUCGCCCUGACAUUUAGUAAACAGCAGGGGUUUCUUUCAGCACUUGGACAAUGCAAGCCAUCAAAUGUGUGGUGGUUGGGGAUGGCGCUGUGGGGAAGACAUGCCUGCUCAUCAGCUACACCACCAACGCCUUCCCUGGAGAGUACAUCCCCACCGUGUUUGAUAACUACUCUGCCAACGUGAUGGUGGACAGUAAGCCGGUUAACCUGGGGCUGUGGGACACGGCAGGCCAGGAAGACUACGACAGACUCAGACCGCUGUCUUACCCGCAGACGGAUGUGUUCCUCAUCUGCUUCUCUCUGGUGAGCCCUGCCUCUUUUGAGAACGUCAGAGCCAAGUGGUACCCCGAGGUGCGGCACCACUGCCCCUCCACCCCCAUCAUCCUGGUGGGCACCAAGCUGGAUCUGAGGGACGAGAAGGACACCAUCGAGAAGCUGAAGGAGAAGAAGCUGGCUCCCAUUACCUACCCACAAGGCCUUGCACUGGCCAAGGAGAUAGACUCGGUGAAGUACCUGGAAUGUUCCGCCCUGACCCAGCGAGGGCUGAAGACCGUGUUCGACGAGGCCAUCCGGGCGGUUCUCUGUCCCCAGCCCACCAAGGUGAAGAAGAGAGGCUGCCAGCUGCUCUGAGCUCGCUCGCCCACUCUCACCACCUCAGGGAUCCAACACAAAGGAAAUGUUACAUUUACAUAUUAGACUAUAGUAUUUUGUUCGUCUCCUUUCUUUGAACUUUGUUUAAAAUCUGUGUGAAAGUAUACCUGGGAUACACUUCUGUAACCUCCCGCUGUUCUGGAAAGCUGUACAGUGCUGGGUACUUGAUGUGAAGCACGGAUGUGCAGGUUUGGGUGCUUUAGAAUGGUUCAGAUGUUAUCCAAUAUCCUAAACCUGUUGAUUUGUAACAACAACAUCCAAAUCAAUAGUUGAUCGUUCAUAUGAUUCUGUCAGAUGGUAUUACUGAGAUAUUGCUUUCUCCUAUUUUUCUAUGAUGUUUUGCACAAAAAUUGUGAUUAAUUUGACGAUCAAAUUCUGUCCUUGGCAGUUAUCUUGACAGAGGAGCUUGAGUCUUACAGAAACAGGAUGAGGUUUAGUGGGUUCCUCAAUAUUGGAUUAAAAACUGAGUUGACAAAAACUUCAUAUACAUUUUGUUAGCUUCAGGGCUGCGGAAUUAGGUUGUCAUGUGUCUAAAUAUGUAAUACCACAGAAUUUUGUUCAGUCUUUAAAAAUAAACUUGGCUUUUCAGAAGCAGAGGUGUAUUGAUUUUCA
This is a messenger RNA of Osmerus eperlanus (European smelt), 1323 nucleotides long. It is a transcript of the gene rac2, whose product is annotated as Rac family small GTPase 2. Gene Ontology annotation, biological process: regulation of actin cytoskeleton organization; motor neuron axon guidance; engulfment of apoptotic cell. The transcript is spliced from 6 exons. Gene Ontology annotation, molecular function: GTP binding; GTPase activity; protein kinase binding. Bases 112 to 690 code for a protein of 192 amino acids. The record is from RefSeq and is a predicted model, not a curated record. Gene Ontology annotation, cellular component: cytoskeleton; cell projection; cytoplasmic vesicle. NCBI's taxonomy places the organism in Eukaryota, Metazoa, Chordata, Actinopteri, Osmeriformes, Osmeridae.